GCUCUCGCAGUCUUGCUGUGGCCUUUGUCUCUUAACACAGGCCAUCUGCCAUCUUGGUGGGUUUGUCGCCGCUCACCACCGUCCGUCCUCUGGAGACUCGGAGACCAGGGCCGUGGGCAUCCUGUGACCCCGGCCGGGGGGGCGGGACAUCCCAGGUGGACGCUGCAUGUCCGGGGAGCCGGCGAUGUCUGCCGUCCAUUUUAAGAGCUGUCUUUGCCGUGAAAUCCCUGGAGGCUCUGCCACAGCUUCUGUUACCUUGUGACUCGCUGGUGCCCAGAGGCCGGUGAGGAAGACCCUGGCUGUCCUAGAAGCCGGAUAUGGGGUCCAUAUCAUUUGAGGAUGUGGCUGUGGACGUCACCUGGAGGGAGUGGCAGGAGCUGGACGCUGCUCAGAGGACCCUCUACAGGGAUGUGAUGCUGGAGAACUACCACAGCCUGGUGUUUGUGGGGCACUGCAUGAGCAAACCCGAGCUGAUAUUCAAGCUGGAACAUGGAAUUUGGCCAUGGAAUGUAGAAACCUCAAUCUACAGCGUCGCAGAUGUUCAUAAAACAACCGCCUUGAGUGAGACUAGACAGGAACAUCACAAGAGACAUUUGUGGCAAGUUGGAAUCACCAAUGGCAUGACGUCAAAGGAAGAUGGAGCUAAGAUGCAACAGGGAACCUACGGAGGGACAAAAUCUUACGGAAGCAUGGCAAGCAUGAAGACGCCGUAUGAAAAGUCGCAGCACGCGGAGAAUCAGGCGUCCCACACACCCGCCAAAGCUUUCUGCUGCAAGUCCGCCUUCGCUAAACGUCAGAGGCUGCACAGGCGCGAGACGCAGUAUGAAUGCCAGGACUGCGGCAAGGCCUUCUCGUGGAAGUCCCACCUCACCGUGCACCAGCGCACGCACACGGGCGAGAAGCCGUACGCGUGCACCGAGUGCGGCAAGGCGUUCUACUGCAAGUCGAAGCUCACGCUGCACCAGCGGACGCACACGGGCGAGAAGCCGUACGCGUGCACCGAGUGCGGCAAGGCCUUCUACUGGAAGUCUCAGCUCACGCUGCACCAGCGCACGCACACGGGCGAGAAGCCGUACGCGUGCACCGAGUGCGGCAAGGCCUUCUACUGGCGGUCCAAGCUCACGCUGCACCUGCGCACGCACACGGGCGAGAAGCCGUACGCGUGCGCCGAGUGCGGCAAGGCCUUCUCGUGGAAGUCCCACCUGACCGUGCACCAGCGCACGCACACGGGCGAGAAGCCGUACGCGUGCGCCGAGUGCGGCAAGGCCUUCUCGUGCAAGGCGAAGCUCACCGUGCACCAGCGCACGCACACGGGCGAGAAGCCGUACGCGUGCGCGCACUGCGGCAAGGCGUUCUCGCACAAGCCGCGGCUCAUCCGCCACCAGCGCAUCCACACGGGCGAGAAGCCCAACAAGUGCGCGCAGUGCGCCAAGGCCUUCUACUACCGCUCGCAGCUGCGCCUGCACGAGCGCACGCACACGGGCGAGCGGCCGUUCGCGUGCGCCGCCUGCGGCAAGGCCUUCUCGCACCGGCCGCAGCUCACGCACCACCAGAAGACGCACACGGGCGAGCGGCCCUUCGAGUGCGGCGCGUGCGCCAAGGCCUUCUACUACCGCUCGCAGCUCGUGCUGCACGAGCGCACGCACACGGGCGAGCGGCCGUUCGCGUGCGCCGAGUGCGGCAAGGCCUUCUACUACAAGGCCAAGCUGAACCUGCACCGGCGCACGCACACGGGCGAGAAGUCGUUCGCGUGCGCGCACUGCGCCAAGGCCUUCCACUUCAAGUCGCAGCUGGCGCUGCACGUGCGCACGCACACGGGCGAGAAGCCGUUCCGCUGCGCCGAGUGCGGCAGCGCGUUCUCGCGCAAGCCGCACCUGACGCUGCACCAGCGCACGCACACGGGCGAGAACCCGCACGGCUGCGCGCAGUGCGGCAAGGCCUUCUACUACAAGUCGCAGCUGGCGCUGCACCAGCUCACGCACACGGGCGACAAGCCGUUCAAGUGCACGCUGUGCGACAAGAGCUUCUACUGGAAGUCCAAGCUCACGCUGCACGUGCGCACGCACACGGGCGAGAAGCCGUGCGAGUGCAAGGAGUGCGGCAAGGCGUUCUACCACAAGGCCAAGCUCACGCUGCACCUGCGCACGCACACGGGCGAGCGGCCCUUCGCGUGCGCCGCCUGCGGGAAGGGGUUCUACUGCAACUCCCAGCUCACGCUGCACCAGAGGACGCACACGGGCGAGAAGCCCUUCAAGUGCCCCGAGUGCGGGAAGGCCUUCUCCCGCAACCCGCACCUCACCCGGCACCUGAGAGUGCACACGGGGGAAAGGCCCUACCCGUGCGCGCAGUGCGGGAAAGCCUUCUCCUGCAAGUCAAACCUAACGGCCCACCAGAGGACGCACUCCUACGACGACGCGUGGUUCCAGAGCCCCAUAGCCCCCUGCUUGGACACUUGGCCCCUAGGAGGCGGAGCUGUUUGAGGGAAGCGGUGGUAGACGCAGGUCCAGGCCGGAGCAUUUGCAUCACUGGUUCCCCUGGAAGACUUAUAGCUCAUUUUCUGAUUCAUGGCACUGACUGCAACGUAGCCAGCUAUGGUCCUGGCGCCAUGGAUUGAUAAUAUGCCAGGGUGGAUUAUAGCCAAGAACGAACCUCUUUUUUUCUUUAAGUCGCUUCUCAUCCUGAAUUUGGUCACAGCCGCCAGAAAGCUUCCAAUGCAAUAAAUCGGUGGGCACAGUUGGCAACGUGGCCGUGAUCGACAUGACCCUGUGGUUUUGUGUGCCAUUGGAGCUGGUUUGCAGGAAGAGUUGCAGACGAGCCUUGAAGUUCGGGGUGGAGAGGUUGUAUGCGGAUUAUGUAUAAAGGGCCACUCUGGCCAUUGUGUCGAGGACCAGGCUGCUGAGAGAAACAUGAAAAAUUCAGACAUCCGAGGACAAUUCAGAGGCAAACAAGGACUCUUGGGGACUGGACUAGAGAGAGUUCAUGUUACGUCGUGACAAAGUGGUGGCUUCGUUCUACCUGUCUGUGUCUUGAAUGUGGGCAAAUUUGAAAACGAAGUUGUUAACAGACUGCUGUGUUUGGCAGAGCAUCUUCCAAACAAAUAGCAUUCCAGCUGCCGCAGUGUGGCCAGGUCUGCAGUGACAGAACCGCGGGACCCAUGCUGCUGGGCGAAGGGUCCCGCACGUGAAGUGUGCGGGUGCUGAGCGCGGUGCCACCGCCGUUAACGUGAUCAGCCCGACUUAAGUGAAAUGUAAUGGUCCACACCGGGACAAUAGGAAACUUGGCCUUUGGCUAAAGCCAUGCCCAUGUAAAGGAAAGCUCUAUAUUUCGUGAAUAGAAAUUCAUUGGAAAGGAGAAACCUGGGGGGGGGGUGGUGCUUGGAUGUACCACGUUUUACAGGAAAGCACUUUCCUAGUGAAAAUGCUUCCCAGGGCCAGCCCGCAGAGGCUCUUGUGCCUGACUGGCCUCCUGGGGGCGGGGAAGGGGGGGUGUCUAGCCUCCAUCCCCCCGCUCGCAGCAGAACUUGGCAGACACUGGUGUGCUUGCUUUGCCUUUGUGGCAACGCAGUAUUCAGGAAGUCACUGUGUCUUGCCCCACAGGGCCACAGGCUGGGAAAUGUCAGGAAAGGGGCAGUCGCUUGCACACGUCCCCCUCCAUCCCUCUUCUGCCCAUUCUUCCCUUUUUUUUAUUUUUUAUUUUUAUUUUUUUCACCAGUGAGCCAUCUCUCCCACCGAAUUUCUUUUUUUUUUCAGUCUCAACAUUUGUUACCAAUGUGAUUAUCGCACAUUGGUAGGGAAAUGCAUCUAGAAAUUAUUCCAUUUCUUUGAGCUUUUCCAAGCGAGCCAAUUUCGCAGCUGAGCCAUCUUCCUAGCCUUAUUUGAGAGAGACCGUGUGUGUGUGUGUGUGUGUGAAUAUGGGCACACCAGGACCUAUUGCCACGACAAAAUAACGUCCGAUGCAUGUGCCAUUUUGGGCAUCUGGCUUUACGUGCUUACUGUGGAAUGAAACUCCAGCCAGUGAGCUUUGUAAGCAAUCACCUGAACAGUUAGUUCCACUUCAGUCAAAUAAAAGUUUUGAAGUUGCACUUUA
Messenger RNA from Jaculus jaculus (lesser Egyptian jerboa), 4086 nucleotides. Its product is annotated as zinc finger protein 420-like. The record is from RefSeq and is a predicted model, not a curated record. Bases 318 to 2480 code for a protein of 720 amino acids. The transcript has 7 exons. Lineage: Eukaryota; Metazoa; Chordata; Mammalia; Rodentia; Dipodidae. Gene Ontology annotation, biological process: regulation of DNA-templated transcription.